Messenger RNA from Strongylus vulgaris, 1263 nucleotides. Lineage: Eukaryota; Metazoa; Nematoda; Chromadorea; Rhabditida; Strongylidae. The record is from the annotation of a GenBank genome assembly.
AUGAAACUCGUUCAACUGUUUUUAUUUAGAAAAGGCUUGGCUGUUGGUGCUUACACCAUCUGGGUGACCAGAUUCUUCAUGAUUGCCACUUUUCCGAUAGCCUUCCCUAUCUCCAAGGCAAGCGUUGUGUAUCCUAUUCUAAUUGUUUGUCACUUUGGUGAUUCAUUACUUUUCCAGGUCCUAGACUUCGUUCUAGGGGAGGAAGUAGUUUCCUACGACCGCAAACGCCUUAUGGAACUUAUCAAAAUGAGCAAUGAGGAGGGGCUAGUUGAAGAACUGAAAAUCGCGGUUGGUGCAAUGGAAAUCAGUGAUAAGACUGUAACUGAUGUGAUGACUAGGAUAGGUGACGUAUUUAUGCUUUCCAAUACCACUGUGCUCAAUACUAAAACUGUGGCUGAGAUCCUUCGUAUGGGAUAUACUCGAAUACCAAUUUAUGACGGUGAUCGUAAUAAUGUCGUUUCACUGCUGUUUGUGAAAGACCUGGCGUUACUCGAUCCAGACGAUAACUUCACCAUACAGACUGUGUGUGGUUACCAUCAACACCCUUUGCGAUUCGUUGAUGAACACACUCCUUUACGCGUCAUGUUGGAAGAAUUCAAAAAGGGUGAUUACCACUUAGCCAUGGUGCAUCGAUUCGUCUCCUCAGAAGAUGCAGAUCCAAAGUUUGAAAAUGUUGGAGUCGUUACACUGGAAGAUAUUGUUGAAGAAAUUUUACAAGCCCGCGAUGUGUCGUGCCUUUUGGAUACAGAUGAACCUUCUCGUAUAAUUAGCGUCCAGAUGCAAUUAGUGGCUAUGCAGUGGCUUACAACGAAUCACAGAGCAUUCAAUUCGGAUCAUAUCAGUCAAUCUGUGCUUGAAAAAAUGAUUCGGCAGAACUGUCAUCGUGUAGAGCUGUCACAUCUUCCGGACAUGUAUGAGCCGACAGCUGUUGUUCCGCGCACUGCAAAGUUAUAUACAAAACAGGAAUAUUCAGAGAAGUUCAUAUUGAUAUUGGAGGGACGCGCUCUUGUUACGAUUGGUCAAAAACUCGGAUUUGUGCCCGACUACUCAGUGGUAGUGCGCGAUGAUUGUACGUUCCUUGAAGUCACGGCUCAGAGUUGGCUCCUGGCGUACCGUAGCACGUUGAUGAGUCGAGAAGGACCAAGCUUGAAGCAGUUCGUCGCAAUGGAAAAGUCCGCUCUUCGAGCGAAUCAGAACAUGUUGAGCUACUACCACGCAGCAACACAACAGCUAGUUCGCCACCGUCAAGCAGAUCACUUCUAG